CAAUUUUCUUAAUCGAGCGACGAGAUAACACGUGGGAAUAUAGUAGCGUUGAUUACUCGAAAGAAACCGAAAGAAAAGAGUUAAGAUUGGAGAAAGAGGCGUGCGAACUUCCAUGUUGCCGCGAACCUCCAAACAAACUGGACAAAAUCAUUCAGCAGAUAAUGGGAGAACAAAGCGUGUGAGGCUUCAGUGUAUGGGGCCAUCACAUUGGCAAAAGUAAGGGGGUCCCGGAUUUUUUAGAGGUGUGGCUUCGUGUAACCAGUGAAAGACUCCAGAUAUGUUUCGUAAACUGAGAAACUGUUUUGUCUGUUUCAUAUCGAAAAUUCAUAGAGGAAAGUUUAGAACCAUUAUUGUGGCAUUGGCUGCCUUGGUAACAACCAUCGUUUGUGGUACUCUAAUAAGAUUCCCUUCCGAUGCUCCAAUUCCCCGUCAGUCUGGACCAAGCCACGAUUGUAAAAUUUGGAAACAAUCUCCACGGCAUAAAACGACUUUGAUAACAACGAAAUCAUGUUCAAGGAACUAUUUUCUUCUCAUCUUAGUGUCAUCUGCACCUGCAAACCAAGGUAGAAGAAAUCUAAUUCGUCAAACCUGGGGCACUGACAAUAACGUGUCUCCAAAGUGGAAGACAUACUUUCUUAUUGCGAAAACAGAGGAUCAAACACAUUCACGUUUUGUCGAUAAGGAAGACGAAGUUUAUGGAGACUUGAUUCGCGCGGACUAUUACGAGAAUUACUGGAGACAGAGUUUUAAGAUUAUGAUGGCCUUUGAGUGGGCAUCGCGAUAUUGUAAUUUUUCUUACAUUUUGAAAGCAGACGACGAUAUCCUGGUUAAUACCGCUGAUUUAAUUCUCUUUUUGCAAAAGGAAUCAACUCCAGAAAAGAGACUUUUCUUGGGACAAAUUCAUCAUAAUCCUCGUGUACUUCGAGACGGUAAAUGGAAAGUCAGCUACGAAGAGUACAACCACACUCACUAUCCAGAUUUCUGUAGUGGGGCUGGCUUUGUUAUGACGUAUGACGUUAUCGAGUGCAUUGUUCCCCUGUUUGAUGUAAUUAAGCCGUAUAGGAUGGACGAUGUUUAUGUAGGAAUGCUUGCUCAUGCCAUUGGUGUGAUAGCAGUGGGUCAUAGAGGGUUCUUUAUGCCGAUUGAUGAUUAUGACGACUGUAAUUUUGUCCCAAACGUUCUUCUGCAGCACCGCGCGACUGGACAGUGUUUAAUCAAACUUCAUCAUAUUCAUAAGAACGUCAAAGAUUUCCUUUUCAAUAGAAAACUGGGAUCUUAUUUUUAAUUUGUUAUUUCAUACUUGACUUUGUUUAUCUCCAUAUCUGAAGGACAUUGGCGCGGUCAAGUAAAAUUUGACAAAUGUAAAAAGACUAAGACAAAAAUCAAAGGCUCCCCAGAGAUACCUCAUGGUAUGUCUUAAUUCGUCAAUUAAGAGGUGAGAACUCCAACCUUUUGUUAUCUACUUCCAAUAUUGCGUGACCUACCCUUACACGAUUAUUAACUUUAUAAGCAA
This is a messenger RNA of Pocillopora verrucosa, 1513 nucleotides long. Its product is annotated as beta-1,3-galactosyltransferase 5-like. Lineage: Eukaryota; Metazoa; Cnidaria; Anthozoa; Scleractinia; Pocilloporidae. The record is from RefSeq and is a predicted model, not a curated record. Gene Ontology annotation, cellular component: Golgi membrane. Gene Ontology annotation, molecular function: hexosyltransferase activity.